Molecule: messenger RNA, 1976 nt
Organism: Thamnophis elegans (Western terrestrial garter snake)
Lineage: Eukaryota; Metazoa; Chordata; Lepidosauria; Squamata; Natricidae
Gene: CDYL2
Product: chromodomain Y like 2
Exons: 7
Coding region: 366-1889 (507 amino acids)
Cellular component (GO): nucleus
Molecular function (GO): transcription corepressor activity
Source: RefSeq, a predicted model, not a curated record
UCCCACACGGCGCCGCCGGAGCGCUGCUCUCUUGCUUCCCCGUUGCUGCUCCCGGUUACGCCAGCCUGCCAGCCUUGCCUGCCUGCCUGCCUGCUGCUGCUGCCUCUCGCCCUCUGCCUUCGCCUCCGAUUCUGCGCACAGGAGAAAGCCCAAAGCCUGUCAUUCUUCGCGGCGGCACAGUUGUUGUCGGGUGCUUUUUUUUUUCCUCCCCUCCGCUCGGGUCGGGCGAGCGAGUGGUGGGGGGGACAAACACCCCCACGCGCACGCAGCCCCCCCUCUCCACGCCAGCCAGCCCACGCAGAGCCAGCGAGGAGGAGAAGCGGCGCGCAGGAGCCCCGCUGCCCACCCACCCCCGCCAGCCCAGCAUGGCUUCGGGGGACCUUUACGAGGUUGAAAGGAUUGUAGACAAAAGGAAGAAUAAAAAGGGGAAAUGGGAAUAUCUCAUACGGUGGAAAGGUUAUGGAAGCAAUGAAGACACAUGGGAACCAGAGCAUCACUUAUUGCACUGUGAGGAAUUCAUUGAUGAAUUCAACGGACUGCACGUCACGAGGGAAAAGCGCACUAAACACGGGAAACAAGCCAACGUGCCCAAAUUUUUACGAGAAAGCCGGGGGUCAUCCCUGGACAAAAUAACUCACAGACCCUCAGACUCUGGGAAAAGCAAAGGACUCUCCCAUAAAAGGAAGCGUAUGACCCCCACCUUUCAAAAACAAAAAAAAAGCUAUGGCGCGAAAGCGGCCUCUUCCAACGACAGAGCUGCUAAAACCGUAUCGUACCGGACUACGCCUAGUGGCUUGCAAAUCAUGCCUCUGAAAAAGCCACACAACGGCUUGCCGAAUGGAGAUGCCCCUUUCGAGAAGGAUUCUGCCCACUUGGGGAAUGGCUCUCAAAAGGCCAACGAGGAUCUGAAUGAACCUGAAGGAGAAGCCAAUUUGCCCGGCGUUCUUGAAGUGAACAACGAGGCACCCAUCAUGAAUGGUAUCGGUUCCUCUCUUGCAAAUGGAGGCCUGAAUCUUCAUACCACUGUGAAACGGAAACUGGAGAGUGAAAAGGGUUACGUCUUCGAUAAGAGACUCAGGUACAGCGUGCGUCAAAAUGAAAGCAACUGUCGGUUUAGAGACAUUGUUGUACGCAAAGAAGAUGGAUUCACACACAUCCUCCUGUCCAGUCAGACCUCAGAUAACAAUGCACUGACUCCAGAGAUUAUGAAGGAGGUCCGGAGAGCUCUUUGUAACGCGUCCGCUGAUGAUAGCAAACUCCUGCUGCUCAGUGCCGUAGGCAGUGUGUUUUGUAGCGGCUUGGACUAUUCCUACCUAAUUGGAAGGUUAUCCAGCGACAGAAGAAAAGAAAGCACCCGGAUCGCUGAGGCUAUAAGGGAUUUUGUGAAAGCCUUUAUUCAGUUUAAGAAGCCCAUUGUGGUUGCCAUCAAUGGCCCUGCUCUAGGCUUGGGAGCAUCAAUUUUACCACUCUGCGACAUUGUGUGGGCAAGUGAAAAGGCCUGGUUCCAAACGCCCUAUGCAACCAUUCGGCUCACUCCAGCAGGCUGCUCAUCGUACACAUUUCCACAGAUAUUGGGCGUGGCUCUGGCCAAUGAGAUGCUGUUUUGCGGAAGGAAGCUGACAGCGCAAGAGGCUUGCAGCAGAGGACUUGUCUCCCAAGUCUUUUGGCCCACCACAUUUGGGCAGGAAGUGAUGCUGAGGGUAAAAGAAAUGGCAUCCUGCAGUGCAGUGGUUUUAGAAGAAUCGAAAUGCCUGGUUCGGAGUUUUCUGAAAUCUGGCCUUGAAGACGUGAACGAGAAAGAAUGUCAGAUGUUAAAGCAGCUCUGGAGCUCUUCCAAAGGACUAGAUUCAUUGUUCAGCUAUCUCCAAGACAAGAUCUAUGAAGUUUGACAUUGUCAAAAAGGAAAAAAAGCGGGGGGAAUGUUCUGAGAUCAAAGAGAUUUCAGAUGUCUCCGGGUUUGAGAAGAAUCGCAUGAA